AUGGAUCUGAAACUACAGAACCAGCUGAAGUUUGACGUUGGUAUAGAUGAUGUUGGGGAAAUCGUCAACAUACUUAAUGUCAUCAAGGUUAAAUGCGCAUCAACAUCUGAGAAAUUCCGUCUGUUGAUUGGACUGUUGUGUGAAGUGGAUCUGUCAAUAACCAACAUUGAGGAGCACUAUGAACAGCUGUUGGUGAAGAAUCGCAUCUUUCAUCUGCUGAGGAUGUUUCCUAAUGUUGCUCAUCCGUUGCUUGAUGUCAUCGCCAGGGCAACCAACAGAUGCUGUCCACUCGCUUCUCUUCCUGUCACCAUCGGAAGAAUUGAAAAAGAGAGGUUCCACCAUCACUCCUUCAGUCCUCACUGACUGUAGGUGUCGUCAGUUCUUCAGGAGCUAUGGAGUCUCUUACGGACAUCCAUAAAUGCAUCUUGCUGCAGCAGCAGCAGCGUCUACGCCUGCAGCUGGAGUUGCUACAGGCUCAGCGACUACAACAAGCGUUGCCUCUGAAAUCUGACUUUCAGACAGCAGAAAACAAGCAACGCAGCUGUGUGUACCAUCCCAAACCCACCCAUGGCUAUAAUGGAGCAACCCGUGCCAGCAAGCUCCACUGUGAUUGGUCCAUUGAAAUCAUCAGCUCAGCCAAUGAGGAUGACCAGAAGUUGCAGUCAGCUUUCCCAGCAGCCAAUCAGGGGAGCUGUUGGAAACAGACACAGCGGCAGUGACAUUCAGGCUUUGGAUCUCAGAUCGCCGGAAAGACGGCUGGCUUCAGAAAAUGUUUCAAGUAAAAACGUCACCGCGACAUUGAUAGAAAUUGUGAAAAUGUUCCCGAGAAGGGUCUGUACCCCUUGACUUGUCCUGCACUCUUACGCCCACCAACAACACAGGGAACAUGAUUGCUACCAAUGCCGCUUUCGAACCGAUGACUGGGUUGUAGCAACAGAAACCAGACGAUGAACAUGUCAACAUGAUAAACCAAUCCCAAUGUCAAAGAUUUGAAUUUAGUCAGAUCCCAGAGGUAAGGUCCCCCAUGUUGAGCCCUUUUCACACUAGACAAUCUUGGGGUUGACACAGGUUUGAAAACAUCAAAUGUUGGAGGACAUCAAAAUCUUUCAUUGGAGUUGUAUGUCAGUUGGAUGGCAUGUAGUUAAGUGUGAUUUUUGGUCCACAAAAAAAAUCUGCUUUUUGGAGGGCUAAAAUCAUGGAUUUUGGUGAACAUGUAGCCCCUUGUUUUAACACGCAAAACGUAACUGUUAUUGUGGUUUUUUGUUCAGAGGGAGAGGUUGAAAUUCCAUGCUAAAUAAGUGUUUUGAUUGAAUGCAAUGUAUUACAAUGUCCUUUUUAUGUAACGAAAGUUACAUAGGCCUACAAAUAUAAAACCAUUGCCAACCCGCCCGGAAAAGCUUUCCAAUUCGUUUUCAUUUAUUCAAACAGACUGUGUUACAGUGUUGACAUAACACAAAAGUCUGACUGUUGAAACCAAUAUAUCAAGUUGUGAGACGCAUCUGUACGUCUCAAAGCAAUUAAAGUUACCGUGGAAUUGCCCCUGUAUUUAAUGUCAGAUUUCACUUGAAAUUUGGGCGAGCAGGUGUAUGUCACAAUUGUAAUUGUUGCAGAAUAGAAAUAUUGAAAAGAAAUCUAGACUGAAUUGUGUGUCCAUAAAUUGCUGAUUUCAUAAACAGAACACCGUAUAUUAAAAUAAUAUUCACUUUGCUACCCCAUUUUCAGUAAUCAAGUACCUGUAGUUAUAGAAAUAAGUGCAAAAGUAAUAUUUUUCAAACAAAAUUUCAAUGUUCUAAAUUGCAAGAUAGUUUCGUAUACAUUUGUAUUUGCCCAAGGUAAACUUCAAAAUUACAGUGUAUUUCUGAAAUCCCUGUACUUGUAUAUACAUUGUAUGUACACAACAGCUGAUGUGAAUUUAUGUGAUUGUUUUACCUAUCUUUUUUCAAACGAAAAGAAUCAGAUUUGAUCUUUGAUUGAACACGAAUGUAUACUGUUUUACAGUCAGUUGUAACGAAUAGCUUUUGUUCAUCCGUGGAUGUGAUGUAAAACGUUUCAAUUACACAUGUAUCAGAAUAAAUGUAUCGGCUGGAAUAAAUGCCCAGAGUACUGAGGCAAACGAAUAUGAA
Messenger RNA from Patiria miniata (bat star), 2123 nucleotides. RefSeq lists its product as uncharacterized. Bases 1 to 363 code for a protein of 120 amino acids. The transcript is spliced from 5 exons. Lineage: Eukaryota; Metazoa; Echinodermata; Asteroidea; Valvatida; Asterinidae. The record is from RefSeq and is a predicted model, not a curated record.